AACGACUUCACAAGAGAUUAUGUAAAAAGACAUCGCAAUGAUACAGAAUGACUGUUAGUUCGACGGUUGCUCAUUACUAAUACUUUCUGGACAAAGAAAUGUGCUUUAGCUUGGGUUACAAUGGGUAUCAACUGCCGAUCCUUUGAGCGUUUCAUCGGACGGAGUGGUGUUGGAAAAAAGACAAAUAGUGAGAAUUGAAUGCACUCCUGAGUAUAUGAUAUGGCCUGAAAAACAAGCAGCCAGAGACGACAUUAAGUUGCUGAGUAAGGAAACACAUUUGGAUUCUGUUUCCGAAAAGCCAGAUACAAUUGUGGAUACAAGGAAUAGUAAGCCAGUAAGAAGAGUCACAAGGUCAAAGAAAACGUUCGAAUGUAAUUCCUGUCAGAAGACAUUCCAAAAAAAAAGCAAUCUAGCAGAGCAUCUGAAGCAGCAUAGACACAAGUGCACAGAAUGUGGGAAAACUUUUAGCUUGAAGCGAUACCUCAGUACACACUUUGAAAAAAUACACAGACCUCAGUUGUAUGAAUGCAGUGUGUGCGACUACAAAAGUAACAACAAAGGAACUUUGAAAAACCACUUCAUUCGCCUUCAUACCAGUGCGUUUAAUUUUUCCUGUGACUCUUGUGGCAAGCAGUUUAAAAUAAAGAAAGCUUUGAAUCACCACAUGAAACAAAAUCACAGUGGAAAUCCUCCCAUAGUAUGCGACGUCUGUGGGCAUUUUAGUAAAAAUUUACAUGCCCUCAAAGCACAUAUGAAGUAUCGCCACUACAAACCUGAGUUUGAGUGUAAUAUUUGCAAGCGAGGAAUGACAACGCAGGAGAAUCUCAAGCAGCACUUGUCGUGGCAUGAAAAUAAAGAGAAGAUUGUUUGUCCGACAUGUGGGAAAAGAUUCCGUGGCCGUGAUUUGGAUUCUCAUAUACGAGUACAUACAGGUAUCAAGCCUUUUCCCUGCCUAGUUUGUGGAAAAACCUUCAGACGUCAGACUGCUCAGGAACAACAUGUCCUCAUUCACACGGGGAAACGACCCUACAUAUGUGAUAUCUGCGGCCAGGCAUUUGCGCAAAAACCUGGCUUGAUAUGUCACAGGAAGAGACACCCCGGCCCUUUGCCCCCACUGCCAGCCGUCUCCAUUAAGACCAUCAUUACAGAAUUCGCUAGAGAGUAUGCUGGCAAAAACAGCAGUGCAGAUCUGAGUGGGAACACAUAAACGCACCUAGCUACAAAUACGAGAUGAAAUUGAUCCGGUUCAUCUUUGUAUUAAUUAAGGAGUCAAUUUCUCACACCGCAAGGUUUCAUCCUAACAAGCUUCCUCGCGUUUGAUGCAGCUCCAUGCGUAUAGAAUGGUUUUCAACGCCAUUGUCGAACCAAUGCAUAAAUAGACAUUAAUUCAUAAACAUUCAAUGUGAUUAACAUUUUGAGAAUGAUCAUUUUUUAAGUUUGUUUUUCGCAAGUAAAUCAGCUAUGUGGUUGGCUAGUGAAAUAUCUUUGUUAAAUAUUCCUAGCUUUUGUAUCUUGUAUAUAUGAUGGAAACUACAUGCUUAAGAAAAAAAAAUAUAUGGAAAUAAAUGUUCAUCGAGAAAAGCAAGUUUCUUUAGACUAUGCAAUAUUCACUUUGUUACGCAUUCAUGACGAUUGCAUCACUGUCGAACUGAAAACACAGUCAGUAUAAUCAUUGCAACUGUUCUACUGUAGUAGUAUUAUUAUUAGAUAAGAUUGUACUUAUAUUCAUAGUUUUCCAGGGUAAUUUCAACCUUUCUACUUACGGUAGUACGGCUCUAAACUGUACGUAUGAUAUUGGGUAUGUAAGCAUAUCGUUUAAACGGUAUAUUCAUUUCGCAUAUCAACACCCUAUCUGUCGCAAUGACAUUAAUCAUCAAAUGACUUUGUUUUAGGCAAAAAUCAUCUUACUCCUCAAACAUGCCUUUCCACUUACGAUAUGAACCUACAAAGUAUUGAUUACUUUAACAAAUUUAAAAUUCAACAAUUGGGCAGCA
Molecule: messenger RNA, 1994 nt
Organism: Diprion similis
Lineage: Eukaryota; Metazoa; Arthropoda; Insecta; Hymenoptera; Diprionidae
Product: zinc finger protein OZF-like
Exons: 2
Coding region: 215-1207 (330 amino acids)
Source: RefSeq, a predicted model, not a curated record